AUGACAAACGAAGACCUCACAGUCACAGAGCUAUCUGUUGCACCCACUGCCCAACUUGCAAUACGAUACUCUCCAGUUGACCUCAUCAAACCACCCACUGGUAACCUCGGGUCAUCGAAUAAGAAGAUAGCUUUACCCGACGAAACCGUGCUAUGCAUUCUCGAACUAGCUGUUCAACUGGAGCCUCGCAUGAUUCGUCUCGAGUGCCAUCACGACAAAUGCCUCAAAACCAUCAUCGUGAGCGACAGCCCUGCCCAAUUUCACAUUACCUGGAAAUUGAGACGAUUGCUUUUAACCUCCAAAAUCCUGAUCUCAAAAUCCUUGAUACCUAGCAAAGAAGUGAUGUUUACUUAUAAACCAUACUUUCGGCUCCCCGAAUCAUGCUUCAGUGCUGAGAUUGACACCUUGCAUAUCAGCACACAACUUUACACGAUGCUCAGAACAGAAGUUCCUUGGAGACAUAAUUUCAGACAUAUGACUGAACAUGUUAAACGACUGGCUCUUGAUCAUACUUCCACCAAUCAGAGUAUAUUUCUAAGUCGCUUACGCUUGGAUUUCCCAAAAUUGGAACAAUAUUCCGUACGAUUUGAUACAAGUCAAAAUCUCACAGAUCAUGAUGUAGAUCGAUGGGUCGAGAUUUACAGGAAGCUUGGACGCGAAAUUGAUUACACGACGAAUGUGCAGCUUGAUGGGAUGAUGAGAACAGAGGGCGUUACACUAUACUUUAAGCAUAAGAAAUUCCCUUUUGGACACGUCGCUGCGGGUCGCUUGUCGUUUCUGAGAAGUGCGAGUCGUAUGUCUCAGGAUUGGAUUCCUCCUGUGGUGUCGAAGACCGGGCGCUUGUCGUGUCAGAGUGGUAUGGAUGUUGGGGUGCGGAAUUCCUGUUUCCAUAUUAAAGGGUGGGAUGGAUGGAUGGAUGAUAGUUUUUAG
Botrytis porri is the source of this 930-nucleotide messenger RNA. RefSeq lists its product as uncharacterized. Lineage: Eukaryota; Fungi; Ascomycota; Leotiomycetes; Helotiales; Sclerotiniaceae. Bases 1 to 930 code for a protein of 309 amino acids. The transcript has a single exon. The record is from RefSeq and is a predicted model, not a curated record.